GCAAAGCGUUCAUCACUUGAUUUUAAUCAGCCACAUAAGCAGUUUAUUAACAAGAGUUGUUAGAGAUAAAAUUUGAUUUUUACUUUCACAAUUUAUUAAAACAAAUUAGUGUGGAUGUGAAUAUAAUAUACAAGAAAGAGCGCAGCUGAUCAAAAAGUUUGUAUGUGUGGCACUUUUAUAUGCACGCGCUCAUUAUUUAUCUUAUCAUUGAGCUAAAAAAAUAUGGCAUUACAUACCUAUUUGAGGUGAAAUAGCAAGCCACUUUGUUGGUAUAUAAAUAACCGAUUUACACACAUCAACUCAGUUGUUAAAAGGCCGCGAGUUCGAAUAGAUUACCAUGAGUUUAGCUGGUAAAGUUGUUAUUGUAACCGGAGCAAGUUCCGGCAUUGGUGCCGCCACAGCUGAGGAAUUCGCCAAGCAAGGUUCCAAAGUGGUGCUCACAGGACGAAAUGAGGCAAAUCUGAAGGCUACUGAGGCAGCCUGUAAAGCGGCCAACAGCAAAGUGGAACUACUACUCAUCACCGCCGAUGUAACGACAGCUGCCGAGAAGAUUAUCAAAGGAACAAUUGACAAGUUCGGACAGUUGGAUGUGUUGGUGAAUAAUGCAGGUUAUGGUGAAAUGGGUUCAAUCUUGGAUAUUAACGUCGAUCAAUUUGAUCGUGUCAUGAAUACAAAUUUACGUUCGGUCUUCCUGCUCACUAAAUACGCCGCACCACAUCUCGUGAAGACCCAAGGUAAUAUAGUGAAUGUCUCCAGCUUAGCAGGAUUGCGUUCGUUCCCUUUUUCUUCGGUCUAUUGUACUUCCAAAGCAGCACUAGAUCAAUUCACUAGAUGUAUCGCCUUAGAUUUGGCUCCGAAAAACGUGCGUGUGAAUGCGGUAAAUCCUGGUACGAUUGUGACAGAAUUCCAUAAGCGUCUUGGCUUCUCGGAUGAGGAAGAUGCUAAAUUUUUGGAGCAUGCAAAGUCUACGCAUGCCUUGGGUCGCGUCGGCGAACCGAAGGAAGUGGCUGAUGCCAUUAUUUUCUUAGCCUGUGACAGUUCGAGCUUUAUAACGGGCGCCACUCUGCCAAUCGAUGGUGGCAGACAUGUCAUGUGCCCACGGUAAUAUUUCUUAGAACAGUUAGAUAUAUGAUAAUAAAAAAAAAAAUGCCUUAAAAUGGUUAUGUGACUGUAGAAAAGGAUAUAAAAAUUAUGUAGAAUAAUAAUAAAUGCGUUUCUAUUUUAACAGUUUGAUCAAUCAAAUUAGAAUUUUAUUAUAAAUUUUAUUUUGAUAAUAUUAUAAAUGCAAUAAAUUUUAAUGUUAUUAACAAAAGUGUCAACAGCGGGAAUCCUAUUCCACCUUGCCGGCGCUAGCGAUCGAGUUAGCAAUAUAAUAAAAAAAAAAAUUUGGAAAUUUAUGUA
Molecule: messenger RNA, 1401 nt
Organism: Bactrocera latifrons
Lineage: Eukaryota; Metazoa; Arthropoda; Insecta; Diptera; Tephritidae
Exons: 1
Coding region: 338-1105 (255 amino acids)
Molecular function (GO): oxidoreductase activity
Source: RefSeq, a predicted model, not a curated record